CGUCAGCCGAAGCACUCGGACACAUUUCGACGUUACACAAAUACACGUCCUCGCUCUCAGCAAAACAAUCUGCCGAUGUUAGCGGGUGGAGGCUAAAUAGGUUUCCAGAGGGUAGAGCUGGUUUGAUGCCCGCAGCGCCACAAUGGAGCUCUCUGACUCGGUCACACAUAAGAACGGGCGGCAGAGGAAGCCCGUUGUCCCCCAGGGGGACAUGAGGGACGGGGACAGGGUUCUCAACACUACCCCUGACAUGGAGGUGGAGGGGGAGGCGCUCCACCGAGGAUCCGACGCGGAGGACAACGGACAUCCCAGGGUGCGGCCUGGGAUCAGAGGGGAGCUGGGGAACGUGUCUCUGCUGCUCUUCCUUUAUGUCCUCCAGGGCAUCCCUCUGGGCCUGGCCGGGAGCAUCCCUCUCAUCCUGCAGAGUAAGAACGUCAGCUACAAGGACCAGGCCUUCUUCAGCUUUGUCUUCUGGCCCUUCAGUCUCAAGCUGCUGUGGGCCCCACUGGUGGACGCGCUCUACCUGAGCCGGUUUGGACGCCGGAAGUCGUGGCUGGUGCCCACCCAAUACCUGCUGGGUCUCUUCAUGCUGUACCUGUCGGUUACCGUGGAUACGCUGCUGAAAAGUGACGAGGGGCGGGGCCCCGACGUGGUGACCCUGACGGCGGUGUUCUUCAUGCUGGCCUUUCUGGCAGCCACCCAGGACAUAGCAGUGGAUGGCUGGGCUCUGACCAUGCUGUCUAGGGAGAACGUGGGUUACGCCUCCACAUGUAACUCUGUGGGACAGACGGCUGGCUACUUCCUAGGCAACGUCCUCUUCCUGGCCCUGGAGUCAGCUGACUUCUGCAACAAAUACCUGAGAGCAGAGCCUAAAGAGACUGGCAUCGUUACACUGUCAGACUUCCUGUUUUUCUGGGGCGUGGUGUUCCUGGUGUCGACCACGCUGGUGGCCGUUAUGAAGAAGGAGAACGCCAGGGGACAGCACGGGAGGAAGAAGGUCCGGGAGGAGACGCAGAGCGUCAUGGAAACAUACAAACUGCUGCUCUCCAUCAUCAAGAUGCCUGCCGUGUUCACCUUCUGUAGCCUGCUGCUCACUGCUAAGAUAGGUUUCUCUGCUGCAGAUGCAGUGACCGGUCUGAAGCUGGUUGAGGCAGGUGUUCCUAAAGAGCAGCUGGCAUUACUGGCAGUCCCCAUGGUUCCACUGCAGAUACUACUACCUCUCAUCAUCAGUAAAUACACCGCGGGACCACGACCACUAGACGUUUUCUACAAGGCCUUUCCCUUCAGGUUGUUGAUAGGUCUGGGGUAUGCUGUGUUGGUGUGGUGGACUCCCAGUUUAAAGCAGGAAGGGGGAUUCCCUCUCUACUACUAUACUAUAGUCCUGUUCAGCUACGCACUGCAUCAGGUGGCGCUGUACAGCAUGUAUGUGGCCUGUAUGGCUUUCCAUGCUAAAGUGAGUGACCCAGUGAUCGGUGGGACCUACAUGACCCUGCUGAACACGGUCACCAACCUAGGGGGCAAUUGGCCCUCCACCCUGGCAUUGUGGAUGGUCGACCCACUCACCUCUAAGGAGUGCCAGGGAGCCGUCGGACAGAGCUGUGGCUCCUCAGAGGAGGCUGGGCUGUGUGUAAAGGAGGGCGGUGUGUGUGUGACGUCGUUGGAUGGUUACUAUGUGGAGUCGGUGGUGUGUGCGUUGAUAGGACUAACGUGGUGGGUGUGGCUAGGGAAGAGGAUGAGAAGGCUACAGGACCAGAGCCCUGCAGCUUGGAGGUGCAGGAUCGGUCAAUGACAACGUUCACCCAGCUCCUGACCUGCACAACCCCUUUCCUGACUCCAGCAAGGCCAAUCGCCAGACAGCUACAGUCUGAUAUAAAAGCCUCCUCUCUUAUCUUUUCCUCUCGCUCAGUUUCAGUUGGUCUAUGUUGGUCUUUCUCUGUCCGUCACUGUCCCUCUCAGUCCCUCUCUCACCCUUCUCUGAUGACUCUUAUCCUUCUCCAUUCUUCCCAACCUUCUCUGAUGACUCUUAUCCGUCUCCAUUCUUCCCAACCUUCUCUGAUGACUCUUAUCCGUCUCCAUUCUUCCCACCCUUCUCUGAUGACUCUUAUCCGUCUCCAUUCUUCCCAACCUUCUCUGAUGACUCUUAUCCGUCUCCAUUCUUCCCAACCUUCUCUGAUGACUCUUAUCCGUCUCCAUUCUUCCCAACCUUCUCUGAUGACUCUUAUCCGUCUCCAUUCUUCCCAACCUUCUCUGAUGACUCUUAUCCGUCUCCAUUCUUCCCAACCUUCUCUGAUGACUCUUAUCCGUCUCCAUUCUUCCCAACCUUCUCUGAUGACUCUUAUCCGUCUCCAUUCUUCCCAACCUUCUCUGAUGACUCUUAUCCGUCUCCAUUCUUCCCAACCUUCUCUGAUGACUCUUAUCCGUCUCCAUUCUUCCCAACCUUCUCUGAUGACUCUUAUCCGUCUCCAUUCUUCCCAACCUUCUCUGAUGACUCUUAUCCGUCUCCAUUCUUCCCAACCUUCUCUGAUGACUCUUAUCCGUCUCCAUUCUUCCCACCCUUCUCUGAUGACUCUUAUCCGUCUCCAUUCUUCCCAACCUUCUCUGAUGACUCUUAUCCGUCUCCAUUCUUCCCACCCUUCUCUGAUGACUCUUAUCCGUCUCCAUUCUUCCCAACCUUCUCUGAUGACUCUUAUCCGUCUCCAUUCUU
Molecule: messenger RNA, 2704 nt
Organism: Oncorhynchus gorbuscha (pink salmon)
Lineage: Eukaryota; Metazoa; Chordata; Actinopteri; Salmoniformes; Salmonidae
Gene: slc33a1
Product: solute carrier family 33 member 1
Exons: 9
Coding region: 143-1789 (548 amino acids)
Cellular component (GO): membrane
Molecular function (GO): acetyl-CoA transmembrane transporter activity
Source: RefSeq, a predicted model, not a curated record